CGUCAGCUGUUUCCGGAAGCAAAAUUUUCACACUUUCGAUUUAAUUUUUUUCCAUCUUAAAUUUUAAAUAGAACCAACAAUAGUAGAUCUAGAACCUAUGUGAAUCGGUCAUAUAGUGACAAUAUAGUCUACUAAAAAAGCGAAUAUCUAACUUCAAUCUCUAAUGCAAUUGACAGUUUCAAAUAUUCACCAUGACCAAAAGAAGUAAGAAGAAAAAUGUGCCUGUAAAUGCAGCUGUGGCUGAAGAAGCAAAAAGCCAAUUAGUUGAAUUAGAUGAAGAAAAUUCAUCCAUUGUAGAAAAUGAAGAAAGUUCAUUUAUUAAUGAUGACAUUGAAGGUCCAACAGAUGUUGGUGGAUUUACAAUUCUUGGUGAUUUCAAGGCUAAAGAGAAGAAAAUUGUUGAGAGGGUUCUACCAAACUGGCUUCAACACCCAGUUCUUAUUAGUUCUGAAGAAGUAAAAAAUUUUGCAAGCAUUACAGAUUUAGACAGAAAUUUAGUCGAAAGUUUAAAGGCCAAUGGCAUAGAAUCAUGUUUCCCAGUUCAGUGGACAGUUAUACCUGAACUCCUGGCUCAGUGUGCAUGUGGAUUAUAUGCUGGAGAUGGUGGAUUUCGUCCUCGUGAUGUUUGUGUGUCUGCACCAACUGGAAGUGGAAAAACUCUAACCUUUGUUCUUCCUAUUAUUCAGGCCCUUAAAAACAGGGUCAUUCCUCAUGUACGGGCCCUGGUUAUUCUACCUGUGCGAGAUUUGGCUAUUCAAGUGUACAAAGUGUUUAAACAAUAUAUUCAGGGUACAUCUCUAAGGGUUGUACUUGUGGCUGGAAAGAAAGACUUUUUCUCAGAGCAAGGAAAAUUAGUUCGGGAAAGACCACAUGCACAACCAUCGGAGAAAUGGGCAAGUAUGGCUGACAUUGUUGUGGCUACAAAAGGGAGGCUACUAGAUCAUUUGGAUAGAACAGAAGGCUUUGAUCUUACACAUCUGAGAUUUUUGGUUAUAGACGAGGCUGAUAGACAAAUGGAUGAUGUACAUGAUGAUUGGUUGAGUCAGGUGGAAAAGGCUGCCUAUACACCAAAAUUGGGAGCAUUUGCUCCUUACCACAGAGAAAAACCUGGUCCUCUCACCAUUGCCAGCUGCAAGACAAUUGUUAUGCAUGUCCAGAAGCUUUUGUUUUCUGCAACAUUAUCUCAAAACCCAGAAAAGUUAGAAAAAAUGAACCUUUUUCUCCCCUUGCUGUUUGCCAGUGUGGCUCCUUCCAUUAAAAAUCCAGCCACACCAAAAGCAAACACAAAUAUGGAUGGAGAAAUGAAACAUGAUAUGAUGGACACAAGUGAUUCCAAUAUUAAAGCUCUAUCAGUUGACAAAUUUUCAACACCGGCAUUACUCAAGGAAAAAUAUAUGGACUGCAAGGCUGCAGAGAAACCCUUGAUCUUGUUUCAUUUUCUUUUAAAUAAAAAGUUCCAGCAAGUUUUAUGCUUUACCAACUCGGUUGAAUCAACACAUAGGCUGUAUUUAUUGGCAAAACAAAUGGACGGGUUGAAGGUAGCUGAGCUCUCCUCUAAUAUUCACACUGCAAAACGUGAGAGAAUUAUAAGGAAAUUUGUGAGGGGAGAACUCCAACUGUUGAUCUGCUCUGAUGUAAUGACUAGAGGUAUGGACAUAGAAAACGUACAGUAUGUCAUAUCUUAUGAUGCCCCUUCCUACAUUGAGACAUACAUUCACAGAGUGGGUCGCACUGCCAGGGCCAACAAAUCUGGUAUUUCAAUCACAUUACUGGAGGGCAAAGAGAUGUUUCACUUUAAGAAAAUGCUUAGAGAAUCAGGGAGAUGGGACAAGUUAAAGAGAAUCUCUGUCAAUCGUCAGCACCUAGAACCUCUAGUACCACAGUUUAGUAAAGCACUAAAGACCCUCCCAGCUAUCUUAAAGGAACAAAGAAGACAACAAAGAAGUUUGUGACAAGCCCUUAGCAGAUAAUACUUUAAUUUAAAGCUUGCUGUUGAUGUCAUUUUUUUUGUACAUAAUAAAAAAUUGUUACAAAUAAAUUUAAGA
Molecule: messenger RNA, 2045 nt
Organism: Physella acuta
Lineage: Eukaryota; Metazoa; Mollusca; Gastropoda; Physidae
Product: ATP-dependent RNA helicase DDX51
Molecular function (GO): nucleic acid binding; ATP binding
Source: RefSeq, a predicted model, not a curated record